Messenger RNA from Fibroporia radiculosa, 1212 nucleotides. RefSeq lists its product as uncharacterized. The transcript is spliced from 10 exons. Lineage: Eukaryota; Fungi; Basidiomycota; Agaricomycetes; Polyporales; Fibroporiaceae. The record is from RefSeq and is a predicted model, not a curated record. Bases 1 to 1212 code for a protein of 403 amino acids. Gene Ontology annotation, biological process: proteolysis. Gene Ontology annotation, molecular function: aspartic-type endopeptidase activity.
AUGGCGUCUGCACUCACUCUCCUUACAACGCUCGCUCUUUCCUGCGCCGCCGCCGCCUCGCCCAUCGUCGUCCGCGACAGCCUCGUCUCCCUCCCGCUCCUGAGACAGCUGAACACGUCGCAGCUCGCCGGUCUGGUCACCUCCGACCAGGCCCGCGCCCGCUCGCUCCAGGGCGCCCCGCAGAGCUACGCCGCCGCCGACAACGUCUCGGUGGUGAACCAGGCGACGACGUAUACGGCCACGGUCGGCUUCGGCAGCCCCGCGCAGUCGUACACCCUCAUCAUUGACACUGGGUCCUCCAACACCUGGAUCGGAGCCCGCCAGCCGGUCGCGCCGGUCGCCGGUGCGACGGACACCGGCCAUUCCGUGAGCGUGUCGUACGGAUCGGGCUCGUUCAGUGGUGAAGAGUACGACGGCACGGUCACUCUUGGCGACAUGUCCUUCCAGCAGUCGUUCGGGAUCGCCUCUUCAGCGCAGGGGUUUGAAGGCGUGGAUGGCAUCUUGGGCAUUGGCCCGACGGACCUGACGGCAGGCACAGUCUCCGACACCCCUUCUGUCGCAACAGUGACGGACAACCUGUAUCAACAAGGAAAGAUCCCUCAGCACUUGGUCGCCGUCAGCUUCGAGCCCACCGUCUCGCAGAGCGAUCCCAACGGCGCGAUCACCUUCGGAGGCACAGAUCCAUCCAGGUACAAUGGCACCAUCAACUAUACUCCUCGCACGACAACCUCUCCCGCUUCUGCGUAUUGGGGCAUCAAUCAGACGAUAACCUAUGGCAGCCCUCAAGGCCCUACCAUUCUCGCUGCCACUGCGGGCAUCGUCGACACUGGAACCACUUUGAUACUUAUUGCUUCGAAUGCCUUUGACUGCUAUCAAGCAGCUGUGGGGGGAACGAUGGAUGAGAACACCGGGCUCUUGCGCAUCUCAUCCUCGCAGUACAAGAAGCUCCAAAGCCUGUACUUCAACGUCGGCUCUGUAUCCUACGAGCUCACCGCGAACGCGCAGAUCUGGCCUAGGUCGCUGAACACCGCGAUUGGAGGGGAGGAGGGCGAGAUCUAUCUGGUGGUCAACGACCUCGGCACACCGUCAGGCCAGGGUCUUGACUUUAUCAACGGGUACACCUUCCUUGAGCGGUAUUACUCCGUGUUCGACACCACCAACAACCGCAUCGGCUUCGCCGAGACGGCUUACACGCACGCUAUAACCAACUGA